Malus domestica (apple) is the source of this 4083-nucleotide messenger RNA. Its product is annotated as receptor-like protein EIX1. The record is from RefSeq and is a predicted model, not a curated record. Gene Ontology annotation, molecular function: protein binding. Lineage: Eukaryota; Viridiplantae; Streptophyta; Magnoliopsida; Rosales; Rosaceae.
ACAAGGGAAACAUUGCCCUUUCAAGUUCAGAUGGCGAUCCAUCAUAAUAUCUUGCCCACCUGAGACAGUUGUUUGUCGCCGUGAUCUACUGAGCUAGCUAUCAUGCAUUUAUGGUGAGUCUGUUAUAGAGAAAGACUUAUACGACACGAGUAUUAGACCUGUCAAUGGAUCAGAUUUUGAACUGGAUCCAAUCCGAAUCAAAUGAAAUUAAAAGGACAUGGAUCGAUACUUAUUUUUAUUAUCUGAAUUAGUUUGAAUCUGAUUUUAAAUGGAUGUGGAUAUGGGUUAAGGUUGAUACGAUUCGAUCCAACCUGUUAACAUGUCUAAUGAGUACACUUCCAAGGUGGUGUUAGGUGCCAAUAAAAUAAAGACGUGGAAGUUUUUUUGGCCAAAUUUCAUUGUUUCAUUAGCGCAGAACAUCAUGUGGCGAUGUGUACUUGUUCCCUAAAAGUUGUUCUCCGUCAGAAGGUCGGCCUUGCGUGAUUAUGCUAAAGCUACACCUGUCUUGCUUGCCUUCCCAUUGGGUAUCUGAGUUGUAGCAUGUCAUUCCAGCACAUAGGAAUGCGUAUUCCUGCUAUCGAUUGAUCUCCCAAAAGAGGGGUUUCUUUCUUAUGUUACUAUCGUCGUUGUGGAAAGAGAGGAAUAAUCCCUCUUAUGACAAAGAGGGGAAUAAUCUCUUAUGGCUUGGGGAUUACGGUGAAACGAGCCUUGCUCUCCUGCGCAUUAUUCCACAUAAAAAAACAAAAAACGACAGUUCCGUUCACCCGUGAAAUGCGCGGGAGAGAAUUUCUGAAAAUUUCCUCUUAAGUAAGUAUUCCGUCUUAUCAUCCAUGAAACUUAUGUCAAAGAUUCCAAGAUUCUGUCCGACUGCUACUCUCAUUGAUGUGUUAGAAAAAGCGGUCUCAAUCUCAUGCCGUAGAGGGUGGUUUAGAAAAAGUGCUCAUGCCGUAGAGGGUGGUUUAGAAAAAGUGCUCAUGUCGUAGAGGAUGGUUUAGAAAAAGUGAGGCUCUCUAGUGUAUAUAGCUAGCACUACUCUGGAUGGUUCAUUGCUCGUACACAUCACCUACUUCAUACACUAAAACUUCAUGGAGAGAAGCAUGAGAGUUGUUUUACUACUAAUCAGGGUUCUUGCUAUUGCAACCAUUACUUUCAGUAUUGGUUUAUGCAAUGGAAUACCCGGUUGGCCUCCGCUUUGCAAAGAAAGCGAAAGACAAGCACUUCUGAUGUUCAAGCAAGAUCUCGAGGACCCUGCCAAUCGACUUUCUUCGUGGGUUGCAGAAGAAGGUUCAGACUGUUGCAGUUGGACAGGAGUUGUCUGUGAUCACAUAACCGGCCACAUUCACGAGCUGCACCUUAAUAGUUCCGACUCUGAUUGGGAUUUCAACCGUUCCUUCGGUGGUAAGAUAAAUUCUUCUUUGCUCGGUUUAAAGCAUCUCAACUACUUGGACUUGAGUAACAAUUAUUUCAGUACAACACAAAUUCCUAGUUUCUUUGGUUCUAUGACAAGUUUAACACACCUUAAUCUUGGAGACUCAUCGUUUGAUGGAGUAAUUCCUCAUCAACUAGGAAAUCUGUCCAGUCUACGCUAUCUCAAUCUCAGUAGUUACAUUCUGAAGGUUGAGAACCUUCAGUGGAUUUCUGGUCUUUCUCUGCUAAAACAGUUGGACUUGAGUUUUGUAAAUCUUAGCAAAGCAUCUGACUGGUUGCAAGUUACAAACAUGCUUCCUUGUUUGGUACAGUUAAUUAUGUCCGAUUGUGUACUUCAUCAUCCUCCCCCUCUACCCACCAUAAAUUUUACUUCCCUGGUCGUCCUUGACCUUUCUUACAACAGUUUUAAUUCUUUGAUGCCGAGAUGGGUUUUCAAUAUUAAAAAUCUAGUUUCUCUUCGUCUCACUGGUUGUGAUUUCCAAGGUCCAAUUCCUGGUAUUUCACAGAAUAUCACAUCUUUGAGGGAAAUUGAUUUGUCAUUCAAUUCUAUUAAUCUUGAUCCGGAUCCCAAAUGGUUGUUUAACCAAAAAAUCCUUGAAUUGAAUCUAGAAGCCAAUCAACUUUCAGGCCAACUUCCAAGCAGUAUUCAAAAUAUGACUUGUCUUAAAGUUCUUAAUCUCAGGGAGAACGACUUCAAUUCUACCAUAUCUGAAUGGUUGUAUAGCUUGAACAAUCUCGAGUCCUUACUUCUUUCUCACAAUGCCUUACGUGGUGAAAUAUCGAGUUCCAUUGGAAACCUUAAAAGUUUAAGGCACUUUGAUCUUUCAAGUAAUUCAAUAUCAGGUUCCAUUCCAAUGUCCCUAGGAAACCUGUCAAGCUUAGUAGAACUAGACAUAUCUGGUAAUCAGUUUAAAGGAACUUUCAUAGAAGUUAUUGGGAAACUCAAAUUGCUAGCAUAUCUGGAUAUAUCUUAUAAUUCGUUUGAGGGUAUGGUGUCGGAAGUUUCUUUUAGUAACCUUACAAAAUUGAAGCAUUUCAUUGCAAAAGGAAACUCAUUUACUCUGAACACCAGUCGAGAUUGGCUUCAUCCUUUUCAACUUGAAAGUUUACGAUUGGAUUCAUGGCAUCUGGGACCUGAAUGGCCAAUGUGGCUUCGGACACAAACACAGUUAACGGAUCUAAGCUUAUCUGGUACAGGAAUUUCAAGUACUAUUCCAACUUGGUUUUGGAACUUAACAUUCCAAUUAGGUUAUCUAAAUCUCUCUCACAAUCAAUUGUACGGGGAGAUUCAAAAUAUAGUUGUUGCUCCUUAUUCAGUAGUUGAUCUUGGUUCUAACCAAUUCACUGGUGCAUUGCCUAUUGUUCCCACCUCAUUAGCUUGGCUAGAUCUUUCCAAUUCAUCAUUUUCUGGAUCCGUUUUCCACUUCUUCUGUGAUAGGCCGGAAGAAGCAAAGCAACUUUCUAUUCUUCAUCUCGGGAACAAUCUUCUCACUGGAAAAGUACCCGACUGUUGGAGGAGUUGGCAAUACUUGGCAGCCCUAAAUUUAGAAAACAAUCUUCUCACUGGAAAUGUCCCAAUGUCUAUGAGAUACUUGCAACAGUUGGAAUCGCUGCACUUGCGCAAUAAUCACCUGUACGGAGAAUUGCCACAUUCCCUACAAAACUGUUCCUCGUUGUCAGUUGUUGACCUUGGUGGAAAUGGGUUUGUCGGAAGCAUACCAAUAUGGAUGGGGAAAAGCCUUUCAAGGUUGAACGUUCUUAACCUUCGUUCGAAUGAGUUUGAAGGAGACAUUCCUUCUGAAAUUUGUCAUUUGAAAAAUCUCCAGAUAUUGGACCUUGCACGUAAUAAACUCUCUGGAACGAUACCGAGAUGCUUCCACAAUUUGAGCGCCAUGGCUACUUUGUCAGAAUCAUUUUCGUCAAUCACGUUUAUGAUUAGUACUUCUGUUGAGGCUUCUGUAGUGGUAACGAAAGGGAUAGAAGUGGAAUAUACCGAGAUUCUGGGAUUCGUAAAAGGCAUGGAUCUUUCAUGCAACUUUAUGUAUGGAGAGAUCCCUGAAGAACUUACCGACCUCCUCGCAUUGCAGUCACUCAAUUUAUCGCAUAACCGCUUCACCGGAAGAGUUCCUUCAAAGAUUGGUAAUAUGGCAAUGUUAGAAUCUCUCGAUUUUUCCAUGAACCAACUUGACGGUGAAAUUCCUCCAAGCAUGACGAAUUUGACAUUUCUGAGUCACUUAAACUUGUCCUACAACAAUUUGACGGGACGAAUUCCGAAAAGCACUCAGCUGCAGAGCCUUGAUCAGUCUAGCUUCGUCGGCAACGAACUAUGCGGAGCUCCACUCAACAAGAAUUGCAGCGCAAAUGGGGUGAUACCGCCACCAACAGUUGAGCAAGACGGAGGAGGAGGAUACCGUUUACUCGAAGACGAGUGGUUCUACGUGAAUUUGGCAGUUGGAUUCUUCACGGGGUUUUGGAUUGUGCUUGGUUCUUUGCUGGUAAACAUGCCAUGGAGCAUUCUUCUUUCACAGUUGCAGAAUAGGAUGGUGCUUAAAAUGUAUCAUGUAAUUGUUAAAUAUGUUUAGGUCUAUAUGACGAAUAUGCCAGUAUGGUUGUGUUGUAUGAUUUUGUCAAAUUUCAUCCUCUUGUUUCAUUGUA